Lachancea mirantina is the source of this 2763-nucleotide messenger RNA. The record is from the annotation of a GenBank genome assembly. NCBI's taxonomy places the organism in Eukaryota, Fungi, Ascomycota, Saccharomycetes, Saccharomycetales, Saccharomycetaceae.
AUGAGAAUUCUAAAGCUUCUGGCCCUAAUCUUUCUAGUAUAUCUAAGACCGACUGCUGCUUUUACGGAUUAUUUGAUCAAGAAAUGCUCGCAAUCUGGGUUUUGCGUGAGAAAUCGGCAUUAUGCGAACGAGAUUGGGUUAGGUACAACAGCACCCGUGUAUUCUGUGGACCGGUCCAGUGUAAAGAUAUCAACGGAGAACCAUACGAUCACAGCUAUCGUAGAAAAACGGUUUAGCACUGGUGAAGGGCCAGAGACACUCGUAACUUUGCCGUUAACGCUUGAUAUUAUGAACGGCUCUUCAAUUCGUUUUACUAUAGAUGAAAAUCGAGAUCAUAUAGAGGGACCACUUCGAUUGAACUCCAGGAGGUACAAUGAGACUGCAGCAUGGGCUUUUAGUCCAGAUACGCCGUAUUCGCUUGCUGAAUUUAAAACUUCCCGAUCAGUAUGGCCGUUUUCGAGGAGCUAUUUACAAUUAAACAGUGUAAGUGGACUCGUAUCUAUCAGACUUCACUAUGCGAGCUUCAAACUUGAGAUUUUUUACAAGAAAGAGCUUGUAUUCACUGUCAAUGACCGCUCGCUGCUAAAUAUCGAGCAUGCACGCCAAAAAGAACUUAACCAGCGAAAUAAAUCGCCUGCAGAAACAACCUUCAGUGACUUCUCUGACUCAUUUCGGUACUCGAAAGACGACACUCUGCCAUUUGGCCCAGAAUCGGUAGCCAUGGACUUCACUUUCCAUAACAUUGAAAACGUAUAUGGCAUUCCUGAACACGCUGACAGCCUGCGGCUCAAGGAAACUGUUGCUUCAGAUCCAUAUAGGCUCUUUAACGUGGAUGUUUUCGAAUAUGAUCUUUAUUCAGGAAUGCCAAUGUACGGUUCCAUACCGUUUAUGCUUGGAAGCCGCCCGGGCCUGUCUGCAGGCGUGUUCUGGGUCAAUGCGGCUGAUACUUGGAUUGAUGUCAGCUAUGAGUCUCAAGGUGCAAAGACGCAUUGGAUGUCGGAAGCCGGAAUUCUCGACGUUGUUCUCUUUCUAGGAGAUCAACCUUCCGACAUCACUUCAGCGUACACCUUGCUGACAGGACGACCAAAUCUUCCAUCCUUGAGCUCUAUAGGGUACCAUCAGUGCAGGUGGAACUACAAUGAUGAAAAAGAUGUGCUGACCGUAGACUCUCAAAUGGACAAGGCUGAGAUUCCGUACGACUUCAUAUGGCUGGACUUGGAGUACACCGACAAUAAGAAAUUCUUUACCUGGAGACCUGAUGCAUUCCCUAAUCCACUAAAAAUGCUAAAGAAACUGCACAGGAUGGGCAGAAACCUCGUAGCUCUCAUCGAUCCACAUCUCAAAGUUGGAUACGAGGUUAGCGACGCAGUUGAGCAAAGCAGGGCAGCUGUUUUAACUUCCCAGAAUGAUACCUAUCACGGUCACUGUUGGCCAGGAGAAUCUCUAUGGAUAGACACGUUUGGCGAAUGCGGCAUAACCAUUUGGAGCUCUUUUAUUCAACGGUUUGUUGAUAAAACUAAGAACCUCUUCAUCUGGAAUGACAUGAACGAACCUUCGAUUUUCAGUGGCCCCGAGACAACGGCUCCGAAGGAUUUGAUUCAUGCUGGUGGCUUUGAGGAGAGAUCUCUUCAUAAUCUAUACGGGCUUAGUGUUCACGAAGCUACUUACAAUGCUAUGACUCAGGUGUACGGCGAUAGCUCGCGUCCAUUCAUUCUCACCAGAGCCUUUUUUGCAGGCUCGCAAAGAACAGCUGCCACAUGGACUGGGGAUAACAUGGCCGACUGGGGUUAUUUACGCAUUUCCAUUCCUAUGUGUUUGACCAACAAUCUUGCUGGGUUUCCCUUCAUUGGAGCCGAUAUUGCCGGGUUUUCGGGUGAUCCAAGCAAUGAAUUGAUUGUAAGAUGGUACCAAGCCGGAAUGUGGUAUCCUUUCUUCCGAGCUCAUGCACAUAUAGAUGCUUUAAGAAGAGAACCUUACCUUUUCGAGGACAAGAUACAAGAGACCGUCAGAAAAGUUAUUCGUCUUCGUUACAGCUUGCUACCGACUUUUUACACGGCAUUUCAUGACGCCAGUGUUAAUGGCACACCAAUCAUGAAACCUUUGUUUUAUGCGCAUCCGGAACUAGACGAGACUUAUAAGAUCGACGACCAAUUCUAUUUGGGCAACUCUGGUUUACUAGUGAAACCGGUCACCACCGAGGGAGAAACCGAUACCCAAGUAUUUUUCGCAGCAGGUCUAUUUUAUGACUAUUUUACUCUCGAGUCAUUAGAGAUUCAUCGUCCAGGACACUAUUUGGUGAACGCUCCGCUGACCGAAUUACCCGUCUACCUGGAAGGAGGUAACAUCAUUUUCCGGAAAGAUAGGUACAGGAGGUCUGCCAAACUUAUGGCCCGGGAUCCAGUAACCUUAGUUGUAGCUCCAACGGCCGAGGGAGUGGCAUUGGGAAGCUUAUAUCUAGAUGACGGCGAGACAUUGCUUUACCAAGGGGGCGACUUCCUCAAAGUAGAAGUGACGCUCAAACAGAAUGAACUAAUUUCACAGGUCGUCAACUCCCCGGACACCGAGUCUUUGAGUAGCAGCAAUCACAUCGAACGCAUAAUUGUCGCCCUUUCGAGGCAAGCGAGCUUGCCUUCAGUGGCCAAAAUUACGCAAGGAAAUACCACAUCACAGAGAGAAAUUACGCUUGAUCCCACAAGCCAUUUUUUCGUCAUACAAAACCCCGGAUUGGUUGUUGGACAAGCUUGGUCGGUCGUUUUUGAAUAA